This is a messenger RNA of Aspergillus homomorphus CBS 101889, 650 nucleotides long. RefSeq names its product RPEL repeat-containing protein. The transcript has 3 exons. The record is from RefSeq and is a predicted model, not a curated record. Bases 61 to 483 code for a protein of 140 amino acids. Lineage: Eukaryota; Fungi; Ascomycota; Eurotiomycetes; Eurotiales; Aspergillaceae.
GCAACAUCGUUCCUCUGUCAACAACACCUGCCAACUAAACUAUAACUCCCAUACGUCAUCAUGGACUCCAACGCUAUCGACCAGACUCCUCUCUCCGCAUCCCCCACCGAGCGCCGUGGCUCGCUCGAGAAGCACCUCCAGCAUCGACCCGACGUGCAGGACCUGAAAGAACGACACAUCCUCCUCGACACCAACGUGGCUCCAUCCCUCCAAGCCGCCCGAGAGGAACUCGCCCGCCACCGCAAAGCCGACGACCUUAAGAAACACCUCGAGCACCGCCCCGAUCGCGAGGAACUCGUUGAACGCAACAUCCUGCCCUCCUCGACAGCCGCCCCGGCCCUGCAAGCCAACGCCCGCGAGCUGGAGAAACACAUGCUAGCCGACCAUUUAGACCAAAAGAUCCAGAGCCGCCCGGCGCCGGACCAACUGAUCUCGCAGGGUAUCCUCACGGAGGACGAAGACCCGCGGUUCCCAGCUGUUUAGAAUGACAUGAAUACUGGCGUUUUUAUCUGUGUUAUUUUCGGGUCCCCUUGCUUGCGAACGGGUUUGAUUGUGCUGGAAUCCGUCCAUCCAUUUUUCUGGGAACAUGCUCUCGUCCUUGCUCUUAUGAACAUAGCUAUACUCAAACAACUGCAUUCCCACUUUCCCAC